Molecule: messenger RNA, 1214 nt
Organism: Caenorhabditis elegans
Lineage: Eukaryota; Metazoa; Nematoda; Chromadorea; Rhabditida; Rhabditidae
Source: the annotation of a RefSeq genome assembly
AUGAAUUAUCAAGAAAGGUCGCUUACGCGAUAGGUCACGUCUGUAUAAAGUUCAGGUUUACGUUCCGUCCACAACACUUUGAAUUCAACGAGCUCUUCUACAAAAUAAACAUGUAACACCUAAAUCCAGCUGUCUAACUCAAUGGAAGCAUCUUGUCAAGCAAUGUUUCAUUUUGAUUGCAAUUUUAGUGUUCUCCGCACCAGUUGCAUAUUCAUUGUCAGAGUUAAUAAUGAUAGCUCGUCAUAAAAGUCCGACAGUUUCAAAUUUGAUAAAAAUAGUUAUUCUAUCAUCGAAAAAAUCAAGAACUAUGAUCAAAACAAAAUCUUCUACUGCGACAAAACUUGUGGGUCUACCUCCACUUUUUGAUGUUCCGAGCAGCAAUGAAACCAUUUCACCUCCUGCUGCAUUAUGUGGCAAACGAAUUGUGGGUUACUUUGCAGAAUUUGAGAAUUCUGUUCUAACAAGAAAACAACUUCAAAACAACUAAAGCCAGCUCUACUCUACUUUGAAAGUGAUGAUCAGUAUAGGCGGAUAAUUAAAUUCUCGUUCGUUUUCGGCAAUAAUGUCUAACGAAACAUCACGUAACGUGUUCGUAAAGUCCAUUGUCUCGUUUGUCCAAAAUUACGAUAUAGAUGGAAUCGAAAUAUUUUGGACAUGGCCCAAAUACAAGGAUUUUGUUGACUUUUUCAAUAUUUAUUCAACACAAUUUCGAGAAAAACAAGUAGGACCUGAUUCACCAUUGUAUGGAGGAGAAGGUAGAAACAUCGAUGAGACAAUGAAGUAUUAUACUUGUAAAACUGGUCAACCAAGUAAAUUUAAUAUAUUUGUUUCUUUCCACGGAACAUUUUGGAAAGACGCCGAAUUACCAUUACGGAAUGAUUCUGAUGAUAUAUUCAAAGACAAAAACUUGACAAAAGGAGCAUUUGCUGUUCGUUGGAGAGAGCUACUUCAACAGAAAUGGAACCUGGAGGAGAUUAAAUUUCACAAUUUAACGAAAACCUCUUAUAUUUGGAUUCCCGGUCCACCUACCUGGUUUAUGACUUUAGAAGACGAAAAAAGUUUGAGAGAAAAAUGUUGCUGAUCAUAAUAUUGGAGGAAUAACCAUGUGGACAAUUGAUCAGGAUGAUGAUGAUCACACUCUUUUGAAAGUUGUAUCUUCUGCUGAAUUAUGCACUGGAGAUGAGAAGAAUAAGAUUAAAUACAAGUGUGAUUGA